AUAAUAACAAUAAUUUACCCUCAACUCCCUAAAGUCCCUCAGGCCGAUUCUGGCAAAACUUCUCUCAUUUUCUCCCUCUCUGAGCAGGCUGUGCCAGGCCCUGUCCCCACGUAUGAAGAUGUCCCAGAGGUGCCUGUGUAUGCCACGCUGAGCAGGCCCAGGGCCGCGCAGCAGGAGGACAGCAUCCACUAUGCCGACAUCCAGGUGUUCUCCAGGGCAGGGCAGCGCUCGGCGGCCGAGCUGAGGAGCCUGCAGCUGCAGAACGCCACCGAGUACGCCACCCUCAACUUCCCCAGGGCCAGGCUCAAGUACGACAGCAAAAACGGGACCUUGGUCUAAAAGACUCCGUGGCCUCGUCCUCGUCUUUCGGCAGGAAAAGGAGGUCGCAGCUGUCGGUGCAAGGAAACCUCGUGGGCACGGCUGGGAGUUGGGAGAGGUGUGUGUCCCACCUCAGACAUUCUCACUGAGGAGAUUCCCGUCUGAUUGUGCUG
Messenger RNA from Pyrgilauda ruficollis (rufous-necked snowfinch), 491 nucleotides. It is a transcript of the gene CUNH11orf52, whose product is annotated as chromosome unknown C11orf52 homolog. The transcript has a single exon. The annotation marks the transcript as partial. Gene Ontology annotation, cellular component: extracellular exosome. The record is from RefSeq and is a predicted model, not a curated record. Lineage: Eukaryota; Metazoa; Chordata; Aves; Passeriformes; Passeridae.